AUGUCAUCUUACCUUGUUGCCUUCGCAGUUGGAGAACUCGAGUACAUUAGUACAAAAACCAAUAGUGGAGUUGAGAUGCGUGUGUACACUGUUCCUGGCAAGAAAGAACAAGGACAGUACAGUUUGGAUCUCUCCGCCAAGUGCAUUGACUGGUACAAUGAGUGGUUCGAUAUCCCAUAUCCUCUCCCUAAGUGUGACCUUAUCGCGAUUCCCGACUUCUCUAUGGGAGCAAUGGAGAACUGGGGUCUUGUCACUUAUCGUGAGAUCGCACUUCUUGUUGAUCCGGGAGUUACAUCUACUCGCCAGAAAUCCCGAGUUGCUCUUGUGGUUGCCCACGAAUUAGCACAUCUGUGGUUUGGUAACCUAGUGACCAUGAAAUGGUGGACUGACCUUUGGUUAAAGGAAGGAUUUGCUUCAUUCAUGGAAUACAUGUUUGUCGGAGCUAACUGUCCAAAUAAAAACAAUCGAGAUUGUUUACAAGUUCAAUUUGACCCAUUCGCCUGGAGCCACUCCCUCGACGACGAACUCCUGUUGUUUCUCCUUCAACAGGAAUCUCGCCUUAACAUCACUUGGAGCACUGCCAACAGAAACUGUAAUCGGCACUUGCCAGAGACUGUUCUUCGGGUCCUCGCCUCCGUCCGAGAUGAAUCUCCGUUGUUCAACUGUCAGAACACGAUUAUUUCCAUCCUGUCGUUGCGAACAGUGUACACACGCAUCUCAACUCCACUAUUGGUUUUUGUACUAAUGUACUCGAGUUCUCCAACUGCGAAGGCAACAAGGUGGAAAAGAAGAAGAGGAAAGAGAAGAAGAAGGAAAAGAAAAGAGAAAGAAGAAGAGAAAGAAGAAGAGAAAGAAGAAGAGAAAGAAGAAGAGAAGAAAGAAGAGAAAGAAGAGAAAGAAGAAGAGAUGGAAAAAGAGAAAGAAGAAGAGAAGGAAGAAGAGAAAGACGAAGAGAAGAAAGAAGAGAAAGAAGAAGAGAAGGAAGAAGAAAAGAAGAAAAGAAGGAAGAAGAGAAAGGAGAGAGAAGAGAAAGAGAAGAAAACGAAGAGAAAGAAGAAGAGAAGGAUGAAGAGAAAGAAGAAGAGAAGGAUGAAGAGAAAGAAGAAGAGAAGGAUGAAUAGAAUGAAGAAGAAGAGUAGGAAAGAAGAAGAAGAAGAAGAAGAAAGUGGAAAGAAGAAGGAACAAAAGAGUGAAGUAGCCGAGCAGAAAGCGAAACCGAGAACACCAGGAAAUGAGAAAAAAGAGAAUGAUAUGAUGCAGAUGUCUAUGUUUCAUUCAAAGGUGAAUCGGACAUCGGAUGCUCAUCACAAAGAAUGGUUACAGAAGAAAGAAAAAGAGAUAAAAGAGAAAAAAGCAAAAGAAAAAGCGAUGGCAGAACAGAAGGAGGCAGAAGAGAAAGAACGACGAGAAAACUCGAAAUUAUAUCAGAGAUGGGUUCAGGGCCACGAUGAGAAAAUGAAAGCGAUGAAAAAAGCGAAACUUCAGAAGGAAAAAGAGAAAUUGGAAAAAGAGAAAUCGUCGAAAGAUCAGAAAUUGAAAGAAGCGGAUAAGAACUAUGAAAUGUGGAAGCGAGAACGAUCAAAAUCGGUGACAGACAUCAAAAAGAAGUUGGAACAAGAGUCAGAAAAGAAACGAAAGGCAGAAGAAGAUGCGAGAAAUGAGAAGAUAAAAGAGGCAAAGACAGCUUUCUUGGCAUGGAAAGCCAAGAAGGAAGAGUUUUUGAGUGAAGAGGCGAGAAAAUUGAGAAAAGAAGAGAAAGAAAAGUUGGAAGAAGAGAAGAAGGAAAUCGAAUUGAAACGGUUGGAAUUGGCGAAUGAAGCAUACGAAACGUGGAUUCAAUUGAAAGAAUCCGAAAGAGAAAUGUUCGCGGAUUGUGUUCUCAUCGAGGCACCGCCCAUCCCGUGGAUUCCACCGAGCAAUUUGGUUCCGAGACAAUUUCUGAGAUCAGCCAACGGGAGCCGCCAACGAACACGCUCUCAAUCAGCCAAAUCCGUUGCUAAACGUUCUCGAAGCCGUCCUGCAACUACCACAUCUUUAAGACCUUUCCGAUAA
This is a messenger RNA of Caenorhabditis remanei, 2052 nucleotides long. RefSeq lists its product as uncharacterized. NCBI's taxonomy places the organism in Eukaryota, Metazoa, Nematoda, Chromadorea, Rhabditida, Rhabditidae. Gene Ontology annotation, molecular function: peptide binding; zinc ion binding; metalloaminopeptidase activity. Gene Ontology annotation, biological process: proteolysis; peptide catabolic process. The coding region runs from base 1 to 2052 and encodes 683 amino acids. The record is from RefSeq and is a predicted model, not a curated record. The transcript is spliced from 11 exons. Gene Ontology annotation, cellular component: cytoplasm.